This is a messenger RNA of Scheffersomyces stipitis CBS 6054, 1284 nucleotides long. RefSeq names its product putative serine/threonine protein kinase (gene SHA3). The transcript has a single exon. The record is from RefSeq and is a predicted model, not a curated record. Gene Ontology annotation, molecular function: protein kinase activity; ATP binding. Gene Ontology annotation, cellular component: site of double-strand break; nucleus; cytoplasm. The annotation marks the transcript as partial. Gene Ontology annotation, biological process: protein phosphorylation; mitotic G2 DNA damage checkpoint signaling. Lineage: Eukaryota; Fungi; Ascomycota; Pichiomycetes; Serinales; Debaryomycetaceae.
AAUCCAAACAUGUAUCUCAACAACUUUGUUAUGAACGGUAACAUCCGGUUCGUCAAGAAAAUCGGUGCCGGAACCUUUGGCCUAAUCUACUUAGUAGAAGAUGUGAAUACUGGCAAACAGUACGCAGCCAAAAUGGUGUUGAAAGACCCACCACCAAAGCAGGGCUCCUCCAAGGACUCGACAGAAAAUAAAAAGUACAUCCAGGCCAAAAUCUUCAAUUACUUUGCCAGCCACCAGCAAGUGGUUGCUGAGGAUAUCGAAUUGGACCUCAUCAAAGAGGAUGGAGUGCAUUGCCCAUUCCUUCGUGAAAUAGCAUUGCACUUAAAGGUCCACAAGCAUCCAAACGUCAUAACCAUCCAUAGAGUGUUGAACUUGGGCGACUUAGCCAUUGUCAUCUUGAUGGAUUACUUUGAACAAGGUGAUUUGUUCAACAACAUUAUCGACAACCAAAUCUUUUUAAAGCAUAAACCAGAACAUCAUAAGCAAUUAUUAAUGAAGAACGUCAUGUUGCAGCUCGUUGAAGUUAUUGAAUACUGCCAUGAGCAAGGUGUAUACCACUGCGACUUGAAACCAGAAAAUAUCAUGAUCCGUUAUAAUUCAAGCUACAAGAGAAAGUCGGCCUGGCCAUUGGUUGACUACGACGAAGUCCACAUUGUCUUGAUUGACUUCGGUUUAGCCAUGAGCUCCAACUUGAUCUGCUGCAAUGCCUGCAGAGGCUCCAGUUUCUACAUGGCUCCAGAAAGAACCACCAACUACAACACCAACAGAGUCAUCAGAGGCUUAGUUGACAUGAAACAAUAUCACUCUGUGGAAAUCAACAACGUCACGGUGACAGAAUCCAAUUCCAAGUUCUUCCCAACAUUGGCCGGUGAUAUCUGGUCAUUGGGAGUUUUAUUCAUCAACAUUACCUGUGCAAGAAACCCAUGGCCAAUUGCAUCGUUCAAUGAAAACCACGGCAACAACGAGGUAUUCAGAGGCUACAUGUUAGAUAACAACAAGAACAUCCUCACCUCAAUCUUGCCAAUCUCAUUCCAAUUCAACAGAUUGUUGGAUAAGAUCUUCCAAUUGAACCCUAACGACAGAAUCGCAUUACCUGAAUUGUACAAGGAAGUCAUCAAGUGUGAUUUCUUCCACGACUUCAAGAAGAGAAACAGCAGUUCGGCUUCGGGCAAGGACAACUAUCAGUUGAACACUCCUCCAGAAACAGACGCCUGCAACUCGUAUGUCAACAGUGAUGAUGAAGAACGCGGAAAGGAUUCCCACUCAGAAGAAGAAAUCGAAGAC